This is a messenger RNA of Trichoderma breve, 1125 nucleotides long. RefSeq names its product sir2 family domain-containing protein. The coding region runs from base 1 to 1125 and encodes 374 amino acids. The record is from RefSeq and is a predicted model, not a curated record. Lineage: Eukaryota; Fungi; Ascomycota; Sordariomycetes; Hypocreales; Hypocreaceae. The transcript has 2 exons. Gene Ontology annotation, molecular function: NAD+ binding.
AUGAGGAAACCAUUAAUGCGAAUCCCCUAUACUGACAUUCUCCCGUCGCCAACAAUCAUCCCUGCCUCGGCCCAUUCUCUCCAAGGUGCCCUCGCCGCCCUCCACAACUUCUUCGCAGCGCCUCCACCUAACCAGCUGCCUCACUCUACCGUCGUUCUCACAGGUGCCGGACUGUCGGUAGCAUCUGGGCUGGCCGACUACCGAGGCCCCAAUGGCACGUAUCGAGUGAACAAGACGUAUCGUCCCAUCUACUACAACGAGUUUGUACAGAAUCACGAGGCUCGCAAGAGGUAUUGGGCUAGGAGUUUUCUUGGAUGGUCUAGUCUUCUCAAGGCAAAGCCCAAUUCCGGGCACUAUGCAAUCAGAGAUUUGGGGCAGCUGGGCUUAAUAAGUGCUGUCAUUACGCAGAAUGUUGAUUCCUUCCACCCUAUAGCCCAUCCCCAAAUCCCUUCGCUCGAGCUCCAUGGCUAUCUAAGGUCAACCAAAUGCACUACCUGCCACACUGAAUAUUCACGCGAGGAAUUCCAGCAUCACCUUGCCCGGCUGAACCCUCGCUGGGCAGCUCUUCUGGAAGAGGCGCUGGCAUCGGGAGCUCUCGACACAGAGGAUCCUGAGGAAAAGAGGUUCAGAGGGUUAAAAGUCAACCCCGAUGGCGAUGUUGACUUUCCCGAUGCACCUUAUACCACAUUUAGGUACCCUCCCUGCCCUCGAUGCUUGGCCGACCCACCUAUCAAGCCGAAUGUUGUCAUGUUUGGCGAGAACAUUCCCACCCACGUCCGAACUGCGGCCGAGGAUGCCGUCGAUAACGCCGGCAAGCUUCUUGUCCUCGGGACAUCGCUUGCCACCUAUUCGGCAUGGAGAUUGGCUAAAAGAGCCAAAGAGAGGGGCAUGCCCAUCGCCAUCGUCAACAUGGGUGGCGUAAGGGGGGAGGACCAAUUCUUCGAAGAUGUAGAUCCUAAGCAGGCCGGCGAACGAGCCGUCAGGGUUGAGGUGUCGACAGACGAUCUUCUCCCAACUCUGGUAUCUCAGCUUCGCCAGAGGCUCGCAUCUACGCUGCCUCAUGAUACCGCACUGCCCAACGAUCUGCGAGAAAACUCGUCCAUCUUCAAAGAUAUGCUCUCUUAG